Molecule: messenger RNA, 450 nt
Organism: Penicillium brevicompactum
Lineage: Eukaryota; Fungi; Ascomycota; Eurotiomycetes; Eurotiales; Aspergillaceae
Product: ribonuclease III domain-containing protein
Exons: 2
Coding region: 1-450 (149 amino acids)
Biological process (GO): RNA processing
Molecular function (GO): ribonuclease III activity
Source: RefSeq, a predicted model, not a curated record
AUGUUUCAUCCUGCUUCUCUUGACGAUCAGAAGAUCGUGACUGCCGAGAACAGCAUCUCGUAUCGAUUUACCGACCGGCUUGAACUUCGACAAGCAUUACAGUUAGCAGAUAGUAUCCAUCAGGACGGGAACAAGAAUCUCGCUUUACUCGGAGAUACUGUCAUUCGGCUAGUUUUUGUUCAGGAGGGCCUUUGUCGAGGUGCGCCCCGUGGUCAGAUAAACAACACCAUAUCGCAGAAAUCGUCGAACGUCUAUCUUGCGCAGCGAGGCUUCUCCGCAGGCCUGGCAGAAUGUGUCUAUAAGAAUCAAUCUCAAGGGAACACAAUCUACCCGGGCCCUAUGGCUACUACUGUGGAAGCCAUCGUUGGAGCUGUCUUCAAGGAUAGCGGAGAGAAAAUUACGGCUGCAAAAGGCACUAUGGAGGCUUUGGGCAUUUCUUGGCAUGAGUGA